This is a messenger RNA of Leptopilina boulardi, 1739 nucleotides long. RefSeq names its product cytochrome P450 9e2-like. Bases 79 to 1605 code for a protein of 508 amino acids. Gene Ontology annotation, molecular function: oxidoreductase activity, acting on paired donors, with incorporation or reduction of molecular oxygen; monooxygenase activity; heme binding. The record is from RefSeq and is a predicted model, not a curated record. Lineage: Eukaryota; Metazoa; Arthropoda; Insecta; Hymenoptera; Figitidae. The transcript has a single exon.
AAUUAAACAAAGGAGCGUAUUCAAUUGUUCUUGUAGUAAACUGUGUAGUGUAAUAAGUGUUAAAAAUUCAUAUUUACAAUGCUACUAUAUUUACUCACUCUGACUUUUAUAUUUAUCACAAUAGGAACUCUUCUACUUAUUAAAAAUAAUCGAAAUUAUUGGACACAAAAAGGAUUAAUUCCUCAUAUCAAAUCAAUAUCAUUAUUUGGAAAUGUGUUUCCAGUUUUCGUUAGUCGAAGUAUGUCAAUGAUUGAAUUCAUUACUCAAGUGUAUAAAAAAUUUCCCGAUGCAAAAUACACAGGUAUACUACAAUUUCAAACUCCAGUAAUAGUUUUGCGUGAUCCCGAUUUAAUUAGAGAUAUUUGUAUAAGAAAUUUCGAUCAUUUUGAAGAUCAUGAAUCGUUUGUUUCUAAUGAUGUAGAUCCUCUACUUGCAAAAAAUCUAUUUUUUCUACGAGGUAAACGUUGGCGAGAAAUGCGUCAUUUUCUCUCACCAUCAUUUACAAGAAAUAAAAUGAAUUUCUUAUUUGAAUUAGUGUCAAAGUGUUCUGAAAAUUUUAUUAAAUACUUUUUGGACAAUUUGGAAGAGAUAAAUUCUGUUGAAAUGAAGGACAUUUUUACACGAUAUACAAAUGAUGUAAUAGCAACAGCUGCUUUUGGAAUCACAGUCAAUUCAUUAAAAGAUCGAAACAAUGAAUUUUAUUUAAAAGGAAAACAAGUCACUGAUUUUAGUAGUAUUCGUCGAGGUUUAAAAAUUUUUGCUUUACGAUUUUUUAAACCAAUUAUGAAAUUACUAAAUGAGUCUUUAUUGCCACGUUCAUGUAUUAAUUUUUUUCAGAAAAUUAUUCAAGAAACAGUGAAAAUAAGAGAUGAGAAAAAUAUUAUCCGUCCUGAUAUGAUACAUCUUUUAAUGGAAGCUAGCCGUAAUGAGAAAGGUGUUGAAGUAACAACUGAUGAUAUUGUUGCACAAAGUUUAAUAUUUUUCGCAGCUGGUUUCUCAACAAUAGCAACAGUUAUGAGUUUUGCAGUUCACGAACUUGCUGUUAAUUCUGAAAUACAAGAAAAGCUACGCCAAGAAGUUGACUACUUUACAAAACAGGAGGGGAAAAUUUCAUAUGACACUCUUUCUAAAAUGAAAUAUAUGGACAUGGUAAUUUCAGAAACACUAAGAAAAUAUCCAGCAAAUGCAAUUAUGAAUAGAAUGUGUGUGAAAAAGUACACUUUACCAAAAUCAACACCAGACAGCAACGAGUACACAAUAGAGCCAAAUUCUUUAAUAUGGUUACCCAUCUAUGCACUUCAUCAUGAUGAAAAUAAUUUUCCAAAUCCAGAAAAAUUCGAUCCUGAGAGAUUCAACGACGACAACAAGAAAAAUAUCAAUCCUCAUUCUUAUAUUCCAUUUGGUGUUGGACCAAGAAAAUGCAUUGGAAAUAGAUUUGCUUUAAUGGAGAUAAAAAUUUUGAUUGUCUAUUUGCUACAAAAUUUUGUUAUUGAAAGAGAAGAACGAACAAAACAUCCUAUAAUAUUUGAAAAAAGUUUUCUUGUUGUAGCUGACGGUGAAUUAUGGGUGAAAUUUCGAAAAAGAAACCAAGAUAUAAUAGAAUAAAUUUAUUUAUCUAAUGCUUUGAUUAAUUAAUUGUGUAUAAAUCUUAUUAAGUAAUUUUAAUGAAAGAAUAAAAAAUUUUAAUUGUACUUUGUAAAUAAAAAUAAUCACGAAAGAAAUAUUUGUCAGGGGUCAUC